CCGGAACGUGCCGCGGUUGCGAGCCCUUGGGCGCUGGCAGUGUUACAUAGCCCGGGCAGCCAAUGGGCGUCGAGAGCGCCCGAAGGGGGCGUGGUUUCCCAUCGAUGGCCAGCAGCCGCGCAACACAACGAGGCAGAAGCGGAGGUUGUUGAAGCGAGCUGAAGGAAGGAGAAUCCCUCUGAAGCCAUGGCCGCGCUCCCUGGGCCUUUGGGCCGCUGUUCCGUGCAUUGGUUCCGCCGCGGGCUUCGUCUCCACGACAACCCGGCCCUGCAGGCGGCUAUCCGCGACGGGGGCCCCGUGCGCUGCAUCUACAUCCUGGACCCUUGGUUCGCCGCCUCCUCCUCAGUGGGCAUCAACCGCUGGCGGUUUUUGCUCCAAUCCUUGGAAGAUUUGGACAACAGUUUGAGAAAACUCGGUUCCCGUUUAUUUGUGGUGCGAGGCCAGCCAACUGAUGUUUUUCCAAGGCUCUUUAAAGAAUGGAGAGUGACCCGCCUCACUUUUGAGUACGACUCAGAGCCCUUUGGAAAAGAGAGAGAUGCAGCUAUAGUGAAAUUAGCUAAAGAAGCUGGAGUAGAAGUGAUAACGGAGAAUUCCCAUACUCUUUAUGACCUUGAUAGGAUAAUUGAGCUGAAUGGACACAAACCUCCUCUCACCUACAAGCGAUUCCAGACCAUCAUUAGUCGCAUGGACUUGCCCAAGAAGCCAGUUGCCUCCAUAACGCAUCAGCAAAUGGAGAUGUGCAAGACGGAGAUCCAAGACAAUCAUGAUGAAACAUAUGGUGUUCCUUCUCUGGAAGAGCUGGGUUUCCCCACUGAGAGUCUUGCCCCUGCUGUUUGGCUAGGAGGAGAGACGGAAGCACUCACUCGCCUGGAUAAGCAUCUGGAAAGAAAGGCUUGGGUUGCAAACUAUGAACGACCACGAAUGAAUGCCAAUUCCUUGCUGGCCAGUCCAACAGGGCUCAGUCCCUAUCUUCGGUUUGGUUGCUUAUCCUGUCGUCUAUUCUACUAUCGGCUCUGGGAAUUAUACAAAAAAGUGAAGCGGAAUAGCACUCCACCACUCUCCCUCUACGGCCAGUUACUCUGGAGAGAAUUUUUUUAUACGGCUGCCACAAACAACCCCAAAUUUGACCGCAUGGAAGGAAACCCAAUUUGCAUUCAGAUCCCAUGGGACAGAAAUCCUGAAGCCUUGGCAAAGUGGGCAGAGGGCAAGACAGGAUUCCCCUGGAUCGAUGCAAUAAUGACACAGUUGAGGCAGGAAGGCUGGAUUCAUCAUCUGGCCCGACAUGCUGUCGCAUGCUUUCUGACUAGAGGAGACCUGUGGAUCAGCUGGGAGUCUGGAGUGAGGGUUUUUGAUGAGCUAUUACUGGAUGCAGAUUUCAGUGUGAAUUCGGGCAGCUGGAUGUGGCUUUCGUGCAGUGCUUUCUUCCAACAAUUCUUCCACUGCUAUUGCCCUGUUGGCUUUGGGAGGAGGACAGAUCCCAGUGGCGACUAUGUCCGACGAUAUCUACCCAAGCUGAAAGGCUUUCCCUCACGCUAUAUCUAUGAGCCCUGGAAUGCUCCUGAAUCAGUGCAGAAGGCAGCAAAAUGUAUCAUCGGGGUAGACUAUCCCAAACCUAUGGUGAACCAUGCAGAAACCAGCCGAUUGAAUAUUGAGCGCAUGAAGCAGAUUUACCAGCAGCUAUCACGCUACAGAGGCCUUUGUUUAUUGGCAUCUGUCCCUUCCUGCAUGGAAGACCUCAGCAACCCAGUUGCAGAUACUUCUUCGAGCCACGGAAACUGCAUCGGUACAGCAUCCAGGCAGACUCAUUGUGGCCAGACAUCUCCAAAACGGAAGCAUGAUGUCGUACAGGAAUACAAAGAAGAAUUGUACAAACGAGCAAAGGUGGUGGCUUCACAAUUUGCAGAGAAUCCACGGCAGGAGCUUGUGCAUCAUGAAAUGGGAAAUUAACAAGGCAAAAACCAUGUUUUGGAGUGGCUGCUGCGUUGGCUGAGAAGAAUUUCUUCCAGAAGUAUUAGAACACUGACUAACAACAUUAUCCGUUAUAUGUGUGGAUGUGUAACAGUUAGCUGCAAUACGUCAACUUUUGAACUCCUGCUCAGGACGCUUCAUCAAUAGGGAAAAGAAAUGUUGGAGAUAAAAUCCCUGGUUCUCCCAAGAGACGCUUGGAAUCAGCUCACAAAAGGCUUGGGAUAAUACUUUGAAUUCCAGUUACCUCAGAUGCACUUUUUUUGUCGCACCAUUUAGAGUACCUCUUUCUUAGUGUUCUCUCGUCUUUGUUGAGGUAUCAGAGAUGUGAUGAACCAUGCAAAAUUCUUUGUGGUGCUUGCUCACCAUAGUUCCACGGGCCACACCUAUUAAACACUCCAGAACACAGUCUCCUAGCAUUUGAGUAAAAUGCAAGAGCAUAAUGCAUCAGAGGGAUAUAUCAAUAAAUAUGUGUGGUUAGUCUAAGGAUAGCAUGUGUCGAUGUAUAUAAAGGGACAGUACAGUAACAGCAAUGGCCAAUUUGAUGCAGGGCAAUGACACCUGUCCUAUGUCCAUUGUGGAUGGUAGGAAUGGCUGGAACAGCUUGUUAGAUCUAAAAGACCAGUACAGCUCUUCCACUGCAUAGUUUCUGUUGCAAAGAUCAAGUAUGUUCCUGAGAAAAAUACUUUCUGGACAUUAUUUUCCCAUAGGAAGGGCUAUGUGUUGCAAUUCUGCAGGAGAACAAAAUCUAAUAUUUUUUUAAAAUUGCUUACUUAAAAAAUCAACUUUUUUUCUCUCCAAAAGCAGGUGACUAGCCUUUAUAAAGGAAAAUACUUGCUUAAUAGGAAAUCUAAAUGAGUGCUGAAUUUUGUUUAAUCUGAAGACAGUGUCAAUGCCCUAAAUAGCUUUUUGUCUACCCUGAUUUGUGAAAACUGAAUAAGUUAUGCAACGUGAGUGAUCACAUGUAUGUGCUUCAUUUGUAUAGUUUAUACAGUUCACAAAGCUGUAAGUUGUUGAAAAAAAUGGACUUUUUAAAGGCACAAACCACAACACACUCCUUCCUAUGUCUUGUAAGUUUUAGAAGCAGUGCUUUGUUUUGGAAAACUUUCAAGUUCAUUAUAGUCUUGACCUUCCUCUUUUUAUUGUAAGACAUUUUGUCACAUGCAUUGAACACAGGUCCUUUGAAGUGAUCUUUGUAAAGUAAUUCAUUGCUGGGACUCAAGGUGCAUCUACAAUGUAGAAUUGAUACAGUUUGACACCACUUUAACUGUUAUGGCUCAAUGUUAUGGGAAUCCUGGGAGUUGUAGUUAAAGGCACCUAUACUCUAACAGAGAAAGCUAAAGACUGUAAAACUACAAUUCCAAAGAGUCUACAGCAUUGAGCCAUAGCUCAAAGUGGUGUCAAACUGCAUUCUGCACCCUAAGUGAGACUGAAAGAACUCUCCUUUGUGGAUAUUCCACUUUUUACUUUUCUGGUAUGCUUGGUCCCUCAUUGCUGUGGAUUUGUACUGUUCUUUGUUUUUUUGUUUUGUUUUUUUUAAUUACUCACUGGGUCCUGUGCGAUACAUUGCAUGCCUUGCCAUCACCUUAUUUGAAUUCAAACCAGAUAGUAUCAUAGCUCCUUGAGGUUAUUGAUCACAUUCCCUUCAUUUGUUGUCACAGUAUCCUUUGCAGGUUUACCAGACCCCCUCCCAGCUUCAGAGCAAUGGGGAAUAACAUGCUUGUGGCCUUGAGAUUUGUUUCAUGUAGCUGGCACCAUGCAGCGAAAUGAGCUGUCCUGUAUAAGGGACUUCGAUUCUUUUAGCAAUUAGAUUCCAUUAUAGAUGGAGUUAAUAUCAGCAACCAACACAGUUAUGAAACAUCUUAAUAACCUGUUUCUUUAUGGUGCCGGGUCUGUUAAAAUUGAAGACCAGACUUUGGACCAGCUAACCAUUUGGAGAUACCUGAAGACAUAAAGAGCUCUGGAAGCAGCAGCCUUCUAUUGGAAGAGGCAUGUGGAAAACAAAUUCACCCAAGAGACUUUUCCACUGAAAUUCUUGGACACAUUUCUCAACUGGGACUUGCUCUCUGGGCCUCAUUUUGAUGUCCUUGAUCCCAGGAUAUUAUUUCAGGCUUCUCCCUAGCAGCAAGCCAAGUAUAACCCAUGCUAUUUGGUGUCCUGUCUCCUUGUAAAAUAUUCAAGAUGACUCUGUUCCCUACCACAGCGUAGGAGAGAAACGCACUUUCUACACUACAGAUUCAGACUGACUUCUCUACCAUGAAAUGUUUUCCUGCUUUUACAGUUGUGUUGUAACUAUUAACUUGUUUUUAUAAAUGUCUUUAUCUCUCUAA
Molecule: messenger RNA, 4295 nt
Organism: Anolis carolinensis (green anole)
Lineage: Eukaryota; Metazoa; Chordata; Lepidosauria; Squamata; Anolidae
Gene: cry2
Product: cryptochrome circadian regulator 2
Exons: 12
Coding region: 187-1947 (586 amino acids)
Biological process (GO): circadian regulation of gene expression; entrainment of circadian clock by photoperiod; negative regulation of DNA-templated transcription
Cellular component (GO): cytoplasm; nucleus
Molecular function (GO): DNA binding; FAD binding
Source: RefSeq, a predicted model, not a curated record